Uloborus diversus is the source of this 1332-nucleotide messenger RNA. RefSeq lists its product as uncharacterized. The record is from RefSeq and is a predicted model, not a curated record. The transcript is spliced from 3 exons. Bases 1 to 1332 code for a protein of 443 amino acids. NCBI's taxonomy places the organism in Eukaryota, Metazoa, Arthropoda, Arachnida, Araneae, Uloboridae.
AUGUGGAACCUUGAUGUGAUAGGCAUUACUGAUCCGAUCAUUAAAAAAGGCAAGGAAGAAAAGGAUUUGCAAAUGGAAAUGCAAUUUCAGAAUUCUGUUUUUAUAAAUAAUGAAGGACGGUAUGAAGUGGCAUUACCGUGGGCCGAAGAUCGUCUACCAUUACCUACAAAUAAAGAAUUACCGCUUAAACACCUGGAAACAACAACACGGAAACUUUGCUCUCAAAAUUUAAUUAAUCGAGAUGAUGAAGUUUUAAAAAAUUGGGAAGAUUCAGGCAUAAUCGAGGAAGUGAAACAAAGUAAAAAUAUUGAUAGCGGACACUACUUGCCCCACAGACUAGUGAUUAAAGAAAGCAGUUCUACUCCCGUACGGCCUGUGUUUGAUGCGUCUGCUAGAACUAAGUUUUCACCGUCACUGAAUCAAUGUUUAGAAGCUGGACCCAAUUUAAUUGAAUUAAUCCCAUCACUUUUGCUAAGAUUUAGAGAGAAUAAAUACGGUGUCGUUGCAGACAUAGAAAAAGUUUUUUACAGAUUAGCGUUAGGCCACCAGAUAGAGAAUACCUUAAAUUUUUCUGUUUUGGAUUAUCAUAUUCAAAAUUGCAUGAAAAAUACAGAACACGAUCAGAAAGUUGUAGAAAAACUGAGACAUAGUUUUUACGUAGAUAACGUUUUAUCCAGCUUUGAAAGUGAAGCUGAACUUCAAAAUUUCAUUGAAGAAUCUCGUAACAUUAUGGCACAAGCAAAAUAUAACCUAAGAUCUGAUGUUGCAAGACUUGUGGAAAUCUGGAAUAUCCUGGGAUGCAGAAGUAGACGAAAGCAUGAAAAAAAAUUUCUUCAUUGGUUUGAAGACCUCUGUCUGCUAAAAGAAGUCUCAAUUCCACUAUGGGUGCAGUGCCAUGAAAAGAAUAAGAAGUCUUGUAGCAUCCACACGUUCUUUGAUGCAAGCGGGCGUACCUAUGCUGCUACGGUAUUUUUAAGAAUCCAGACGGACACAGAGGUUGAGGUUUACUUAUUAGCUUCGAAAUCCAGAGUGGCUCCUGCCAAGCAGAUAACUAUGCCUCGUCUUGAAUUGAUUGCUGCCACUGUUGGAGCAAGACUAUGCACAUCAGUUUUAGAAAGUUUGCAAUGGCAGAAUGUUGAACUUACAUUUUGGACAGAAUCGACUGUUGUCUUGUCUUGGAUACAAAAAGAAGAAAUAUGGACAGUUUUCGUGGAUAACAGAGUACGUGAAAUAAGGAAGUUAACGAAGCCAAAUUCGUGGAAAUUUGUGAAACGAGUAGAGAAUUCAGCCGACCUUCCUUCCGCUGCUCAGCUAAACAACUGCUGGCGAUGA